Messenger RNA from Fusarium venenatum, 915 nucleotides. RefSeq lists its product as uncharacterized. The record is from RefSeq and is a predicted model, not a curated record. NCBI's taxonomy places the organism in Eukaryota, Fungi, Ascomycota, Sordariomycetes, Hypocreales, Nectriaceae. Gene Ontology annotation, molecular function: zinc ion binding; DNA-binding transcription factor activity, RNA polymerase II-specific. Gene Ontology annotation, biological process: regulation of DNA-templated transcription.
AUGGCCACCACAAAUUCUCACAGUUCCCCCCUAUCUGAUGUUGUGCGGGAGCUCGAUCUCAACGCACCACCCCCUGCUCCCCUCGAUCUGCUAUCAACAGUCUCAUCCCUUUUUGCCCGACGGCAAGAAAAGCUUCACAAGGAGAGACUUACUCUUCAGGACGCAGAGGAAGAGGCUAAAUUUGUUGCUGCUCGAGCAGCUACGCGCAAAAGAUUACAGGAAGAGGAAGAGGAAGAGGCGGAAAUGCUGGACAGACUGGAAAGAGCCCUCGUUCCCACUCCUCGAAUCAAGGAUACGGAACCUUCCAAAGAGGAGAUCGAAGCUCUCGUCAACAAAGAACUUGCCAAAGAAGAGCAAGGACCUGGUUUACGUCGGGCCAAGCACGAGACAGCAGAGGAGUAUGAAAAGCGGAUGGUUGCGCUGGAGUAUCGUGUUGACUGUCUCGACAUCAUUGAAAAGGAACGCAAGCAAAAAGAGCCUGUCCACUACGUAGACGGGCUACCUACCAAUGUUGUCAUUAUCGAUCGCCACUUUCGCCCUAUCCCGGAGACUCCUGCAGGCAACUUUUCUUGCCUUCAAUGCGAGGUUCUGGAUAGACGAUGUGGACGUACGAGUGACAACGCACGCAUCUGCGAGGCUUGCGAACGGCUUGGGAGACGAUGUCUGGUCAAGCAUCUAUGGACGCAGGAAAGCAAGCUCAUGGAGUCGUGGAAGUUUGCUAAAAGUCAACGCUACGGAUACGACAACCUAAAGGACGAGAGAAGGAAAUGGGUGUGGAGGUUGAGGUUGAGGCAAAAGGAGAAGCUCAAGGGCUUUCAGCCUAUGCCGGCGUGGCCAGAAAAGAAGGGCUCGGAUGUCAAAACUGGACAGCAAAACACGCCUAAAAGGUGGCAAGACUACUUGAGGUCUACUUGA